AUGGGCCUGUGGUACACUGCGAACGGGUUCGGUAUUGCUCUUGGUGGCCUCCUUGGCUUCGGCAUCGGUCACAUCCGUGGUGCUCUUGCGUCCUGGAAAUACGAGUUCUUGAUUAUCGGAGCUUUGUGUUGCAUAUGGGGUAUUGUCAUGUACAUCUUUCUGCCCGAUUCGCCUAUCACGGCCAAGGGACUGUCAAUGAGAGAGAGGCGUAUCGCCGUUGAAAGACUGAGAGAGAAUCAAACCGGUGUUGAGAAUAAGCACUUUAAGUGGUAUCAGGUCCGAGAGCUAUUCAUGGACAUCAAGCUGUACCUUUUCUUCCUGUUGGGAGUUGUUGGGAACGUCCCGAAUGGCGGCAUCAGUAAUUUUGGCACCAUCAUCAUCAAAGGCUUCGGCUUCAGUACACUGGUCACCACGCUCAUGCAGAUACCGUACGGCCUUAUCAUCGCCAUCUCGAUCCUGAGCUGUGUCUUUCUCAACGACUACAUGUCCAGGAAAGGCCGACAGACUCGAUGCUGGUUCAUCUUGCUGUACCUUUGCCCCAACAUCGCCGGAGCAUUCGGGUUGCGCUUUCUCGCAGCCGACAACAAGGCCGGACGUCUGGUGUCCUACUAUCUGACUGGUCCUUAUAAUGCUGCUUUCGUCAUGAUAUUGUCCAUGACGACUGCAAAUACAGCAGGUCAUAGCAAGAAAGUGGUCCAGAAUGCCUGCUUAUUCCUUGGCUAUUGCACGGGCAAUAUCAUCGGUCCCUUCUUCUACAAGACUGAACAAGCACCGGAGUAUCCACUCGGGAUCUGGAGUAUGAUCGUGUCGCAUCUCAUCGAGGUUGUUCUGGUCCUCGUACUACGCUUCCACCUGGCGAGGGAGAAUAAGCGACGCGACAAGAUCCAGAGCCAGAUGGAAGGCGGUCUAGAAGGAAGAGAUCUCGACGCUACUGCCUUUAGUGAUAUGACUGAUCGCGAGAACCUAAACUUCCGUUACAUAUAUUGA
Molecule: messenger RNA, 987 nt
Organism: Recurvomyces mirabilis
Lineage: Eukaryota; Fungi; Ascomycota; Dothideomycetes; Mycosphaerellales; Teratosphaeriaceae
Exons: 4
Coding region: 1-987 (328 amino acids)
Biological process (GO): transmembrane transport
Cellular component (GO): membrane
Molecular function (GO): transmembrane transporter activity
Source: RefSeq, a predicted model, not a curated record